Molecule: messenger RNA, 2620 nt
Organism: Pararge aegeria (speckled wood butterfly)
Lineage: Eukaryota; Metazoa; Arthropoda; Insecta; Lepidoptera; Nymphalidae
Product: ATP-dependent RNA helicase DDX42
Exons: 15
Coding region: 217-2556 (779 amino acids)
Molecular function (GO): RNA helicase activity; RNA binding; ATP binding
Source: RefSeq, a predicted model, not a curated record
UGCUUGAUGGCUGUUCACUGUUGAUUAUUCUUAUUUCUUCUAUUAUUUUGUAGUUAAUAAUUAUUAAUCACUAUGUACUGCUUGAUAUUUAGUGAGUGAUUUAUUUCUAAAUGGCCCCGCCGCAGGAUAGCCGCUAAACUAUUAUAAUAAAUGAUUAAUAGUGAAUUUGUUAUGAUAUUGAGUGUUUGAACUUGGUUAUAUUCAAAGCCAGUCAAGAUGAGUUUUAACUCGAGCGGAGGGAAAGGUUUCGGGUUCGCAGGUUUCAGUAUGCCUAAACGGAACCCUUCGAAUGUAUCUCUCCAUGCCGUGCCACCUCCGUCGACCCCAAUGCAUGCGGUUCCGCCUCCCAGUGGUUUGUCGAAGCAGGGCUACUCUACCAUGAAUGCGAUAACACAGAACGCUGUUACCGGAAACUGGGGCACCAUAGGAAAGAAGCGUGCUAAGACUGAGGAUGAGUAUUUUGAUGAAGAGGAUGAGCCUCCGACCCCCGCACUGGCAUACAUUCCUGCACCAGGAAGUCCCUCUUAUGAAGCCAGCAGUUCUAAAGCAGUUGAUGAAGACGAAGACCCCCUGGACGCGUAUAUGGCUGGUCUGGAACAGCAGGCGGCUAAGGACCUGAAGACCAGCAAAGAGAAUGCGGAGACUGGGAAGGGGGAUGGCGCCCGGGGCACCCGGGGGGACAUUGACGAAAUGGAUGAUGAAGAGAGUUAUUACAAGUACAUGGAAGAGAAUCCACUAACAACUGCAGAUGAUGGCUCCGACGUAGAGAUAGAGUACGAUGAAGAUGGCAACCCGAUACCUCCACCUAAAAAGAAGAUCAUAGACCCACUCCCGCCCAUAGACCAUUCAGAGAUACAGUAUGUGCCGUUUGAGAAGAACUUCUACACUCCGCACGAAGACAUAGAGAGCCUCGAUCAGCAGCAAGUUGAGGAACUGAAGAAGAAUUUAGGGGUCAAGAUCUCGGGGCCGGAUCCGCCGCGGCCGGUCAGCAGUUUCGCUCACCUGGGCUUCGACGAGCAGCUCAUGAAGUCCAUUCGCCGCUCGGAGUACACGCAGCCGACGCCCGUACAAGCCGCGGGCGUGCCGGCCGCACUCUCCGGACGAGACCUCAUAGGUAUCGCGCGAACGGGUUCAGGUAAAACUGCGGCGUUCCUGUGGCCCCUUCUGGUGCAUAUCAUGGACCAAAAAGAGCUGGCGCCGGGAGACGGCCCUAUCGGACUCAUCCUGGCACCCACCAGGGAACUGGCACAACAGAUAUAUAUGGAAGCGAAAAAAUUUGGGAAAGUGUACAACAUACGGUGCGUGUGCUGCUACGGCGGGGGCUCAAAAUGGGAACAAACCAAAGCUUUAGAAGGCGGUGCGGAGAUCGUGGUCGGCACUCCGGGCCGGGUGAUCGAUCUCGUCAAAUGCAAGGCCACAGACUUGCAGCGCGUCACGUACCUCGUGCUAGACGAGGCAGACCGCAUGUUCGAUAUGGGCUUUGAGCCGCAGGUACGCUCGAUCUGCAACCACGUGCGGCCCGACCGGCAGGCGUUGCUGUUCUCCGCUACGUUCCCGCGCCGCGUAGAGAAGUUGGCGCGCGACGCCUUGCAUGACCCCGUGCGGGUACAGCACGGCGCCGCCGGAGAGGCGUGCCACCUCGUGUUGCAGCACGUGCGAAUAUUCAACAAACCGGAGGAGAAAUGGCCGUGGUUAUUGGAAAAUCUGGUGGACUUCCUUUCCUCUGGGAGCGUGCUAAUAUUUGUAACUAAAAAGCUGGAAGCGGAGCAGACGGCGGUGAAUCUGGGGGUUCAGCAGUACGACGCGCUACUGCUACACGGAGACAUGGACCAGGCGGACCGGAACAAGGUCAUCACCGCCUUCAAGCGGCAGGAGUCCAACAUACUGGUGGCCACGGAUGUCGCGGCCCGCGGUCUGGACAUCCCGCACAUCCGUACCGUGAUCAACUACACGGUGUCCCGGGACAUCGACACGCACACGCACCGAGUGGGGAGAACGGGCCGUGCGGGCGUGCGCGGUAACGCGUACACGCUGCUCGCGCGGGACAAGGACAAAGACUUUGCGGGACACCUGCUGAGGAACCUGGAGGGCGUUCGGCAGGAGGUACCAGACGAGCUAGCGAAUUUGGCGAUGCAGUCUGCGUGGUUCCGGAAGUCGAGGUUCAAAAAGGGCAAGGGGAAGAACCUUAACAUCGGCGGAUGCGGUCUGGGGUACAAAGAGCGGCCCGGCCUGCCAGCGUAUAACGACGAAGCCCUCGCGGCCAUAUCGGCCCCGGAGAAGUCCGGCGGGCCCGCCACCAACCGCCUCGCCUCCCUCAAGCAGGCCUUCCGCUCGCAGUAUAACCAGUUCACCGCGUCGUCAGACCACUCGUGGGAGCAGACGCGACCAACCCUGGCGCCCGGCGUCAACGAGCCCGCGGGGGCCGAGGACCAGUCCGGCGAGGACCGGCCUGUUGAGGACCGGCUCGGUGAGGACCAGUCUGGUGAGGACCGGUCAGCCGAGGAUCGUCGCGCCGAGCGAGUGCGCAAGAGCGGAAAGCGCAGCCGCUGGGAGUGACCGCGCCCUGUACAUAACUGUAAUUAGCCCGAUAGAUAUAAUAAAUGUAUAAUGUUGACGCGUG